AUGACAGGCUUAUCGGCCUUAGCGUGUUCUACAGCCCUUCUCGAAGGCAGCCAGAAGCUUGGAUGGUUUGUCGAGAGCCAACCCGCCCCCCGGCUAUCCCUGAGAUUGCACCUUUCCCGCCUUUGCAGCUGCGCUUCCGUGCGCUUCAUCUGGGCGGGCGCUGUGAAUGGCUGGACCGGGGUGCCGACCGCGAGGAGGGGGCGCUUCUCCACACCUUCUAGUAACCCUGCUCGAAAAAACCCCCCCUUCCAUUUCCAGGUUACUCAUUCCACCAUCUUUCCUCCACUGCCCGCUAAAACACCUGGUCUCGCGCCAGUUGCCAGACGCCAGACGCCGGCGUUCCCCAACUCAAUCAAGUCACCUUCUGGAAUAAAACCACGUCCGUUGAACACCCCCAUCACCCUACGGCGGAUUCGUUCUGAGCUGGAUUGGAAACCGAAUUGGAUUUCACGACGCCUGUCGACAUCGAACCUCCGGUCACUAGAGCCUGGCGAUCACCCUCUUGGUAGCAGCAGCAUCCAGGACCCGACACUAUUCCACGACGUAUGCGUGACUGGUCCUCGUCAGUUCUUGGAUCGCAUCUCUGCGCCCUUUCGCCGUCCUAGUCGCGGCCAGGCCUGGUGA
Podospora pseudocomata is the source of this 624-nucleotide messenger RNA. RefSeq lists its product as uncharacterized. Lineage: Eukaryota; Fungi; Ascomycota; Sordariomycetes; Sordariales; Podosporaceae. The transcript has 2 exons. The coding region runs from base 1 to 624 and encodes 207 amino acids. The record is from RefSeq and is a predicted model, not a curated record.